AGUGCUUCUCAGAAGCUUCUCCAUUCUGUCAGCUCUCGGGGAACAUCCAAGGCAAGCAAGACUGGCACCCAGGACAUACCAGGAAGCCUGUGGCCUCUCUUCUAGUGACUGACCACAUACCAUCGGCCCAAGCACUAUGGAGUCCUUCAGUUCAAGGAAUCUGGCACUGCAAGCGGAGAAGAAACUACUGAGUAAGAUGGCAGGCCGGUCUGUGGUGCAUCUCUUCAUCGACGAGACGAGUAGCGAGGUCCUGGACGAGCUGUACCGGGUGUCUAAGGAGUACACGCACAGCCGGCCGCAGGCUCAGCGGGUCAUCAAGGACCUGAUCAAGGUAGCUGUCAAAGUGGCCGUGCUCCACCGCAACGCCUGCUUUGCUCCCAGUGAGCUGGCCCUGGCCGAGCGCUUUCGCCAGAAGCUUCGGCAGGGUGCCAUGACGGCGCUUAGCUUUGGGGAGGUGGACUUCACCUUCGAGGCUGCGGUGCUGGCCGGCCUGCUCACCGAAUGCCGAGACGUGCUGCUGGAGCUGGUGGCCAACCACCUGACGGCCAAGUCCCACGGCCGCAUCCGCCACGUGUUCGAUCACUUCUCUGACCCGGGCCUGCUCACCGCCUUGUACGGGCCUGACUUCACCCAGCACCUGGGCAAGAUCUGCGAUGGGCUCCGGAAGCUGCUGGACGAGGGCAAGCUCUGAGCGCCGGCCCCAGCGCCGGACCUUGGCUAAAGGGCUGCACUGGGAUGACCACAGGCCGCGGGCUUUCUGACCCUGCUCCACCGGCCUGGCUUUGGGUCCUCAGGCUUCACCCUCACCCCGCCCUCCCCCGGGCUGCUGGGGCAGGAGCCGCGCCGAGCCGGGUCAGGCCUCUCCUCCAGCCUCAGCACAGGAAAUGGAGCUGCCUGAAAAAGGCGAAGUGAAACUUGGAUCUCUCUCCGUCUCCCAGGAAGGAUGCCUAAAACAGGAAAUCCGUGUCCUUACAGCCCGAGAAAACAGGGGAUAGCCCAUAGAGCCCUGUGAGGAUACUGAAGACUGAAGGGGGGUGCUGGUGGCCCUUCGAGACAAGGUAGACUUCUAGUUCUAGGCAGAGUUUUGGAUAGCUCCCGGAGGCUCUGUUUCAGAAUGAAGGGAGAAGAGGCCAGGCAAGAGAGAUUCUCACCAGGGAAAUAAAGCUACUAAAACAUG
Messenger RNA from Dipodomys ordii (Ord's kangaroo rat), 1177 nucleotides. RefSeq names its product tumor necrosis factor, alpha-induced protein 8-like 2 (gene Tnfaip8l2). Gene Ontology annotation, biological process: regulation of apoptotic process; negative regulation of T cell activation; negative regulation of inflammatory response. The coding region runs from base 137 to 691 and encodes 184 amino acids. Gene Ontology annotation, cellular component: cytoplasm. The transcript has 2 exons. Lineage: Eukaryota; Metazoa; Chordata; Mammalia; Rodentia; Heteromyidae. The record is from RefSeq and is a predicted model, not a curated record.